CAUUAGUACGUGUGGUCAGAGACGGAAGGACCCCUGAAUGCUCUAAAAACAUAACGCGGGCUCGUGUAAACUUUAAAAAAAAAACAGAUUUAUGACGAAAGCCCGCACGCAGACACAAACCUGACCGGGACAUUUCGACACAUGUGUGGACUUGACGUUUUGUCGCUGCAGUUUCACCGCAGAAGAGAGAAGUUUUUCCUCUGAGCUGCCACGAUGAAGAGGAGAAGCGAUCCGCCCUCGUCCCCGUUGCAGGGAUCAAAGCGGCCUCGAGAUGACAGCAGCUCAGAUGAAGAGUCACAGUUAUCAAGACAAGACUCGAGCCAAAAUGACUCACUCAGUGACCAGGAGGAUCAGAGGCCGCGAUUCUCCAGGCCCUCUGUAUCGUCCCUUGAUGACCAAGACGGUGACGUCACACAGACCUCCUCUAGUUUCUCACUGUACAACAGUGUGUCACAGAAACUCAUGGCCAAGAUGGGUUUCCGUGAGGGUGAAGGUCUGGGAAAGUUUGGCCAGGGACGUAAAGAGAUUGUGGAGGCCUCUACUCAGCGAGGGAGAAGGGGUCUCGGUCUCACACUGCAGGGCUUUCAGGGGGAGCUCAACAUCGACUGGCGCGAUGAACCAGAGCCCAGUGCUGUGGAGAAGGUAGACUGGUUCCCAGAAUGCACUACAGAGAUCCCAGAUUCAGAUGAGCUGAGGGACUGGAUGAUUUUAGGACGGAGAAAACUAAAGAUUGAGGAUGAGACAGAGUUUUGCACUGAAGACCUCCUGCACACUCUUCUAAGGUGCAAGGGAGUGUUCGAUAGCCUGGAAGGCGAGGAGAUGAGGAGAGCACGGACACGUUCUAACCCCUACGAGAUGAUCAGAGGAGGUAUCUUCCUCAACAGAGCAGCUAUGAAAAUGUCCAACAUCGACCACUGCUUCGACAAUAUGUUCACCAACCCAAAGGAUUCGCAAGGGAAACCUCUGACAAAAGACCGCGAGGGCGAGCUGCUGUACUUUGCUGACGUCUGUGCGGGGCCUGGAGGAUUUUCAGAGUACAUACUGUGGAAAAGACGUUGGCAUGCCAAGGGGUUUGGCAUGACACUGAAAGGACCCUGUGACUUCAAACUGGAAGAUUUCUUUGCAGCUCCGAGUGAGCUGUUUGAACCUUACUACGGUGAGGGAGGGGUUGACGGAGAUGGCGACAUCACUCGGCCUGAAAACAUUACUGCCUUCCGAAACUUUGUCCUAGAGAGUACAGAAAAAAGAGGCCUGCACUUCCUCAUGGCAGACGGGGGUUUCUCUGUGGAAGGCCAAGAAAACAUCCAGGAGAUACUGAGCAAACAGCUGCUGCUCUGUCAGUUCCUCACAGCCAUCUCUACACUCAGGACAGGUGGUCACUUUGUCUGUAAGACUUUUGACCUCUUCACACCCUUCAGUGUGGGUUUGGUCUACCUGCUCUACCUCAGCUUCGAAAGGAUCUCUCUUUUUAAACCUGUCACCAGCAGGCCCGCCAACUCUGAGAGGUACGUAGUGUGUCGUGGUCUGAAGCCCGGUUCGGAUGCCGUCAGGGAAUACAUGUUCAGAGUCAACCUGAAACUGAACCAACUGAAGAACUCGGAAAGGGACGUCACAGAUGUCGUUCCCCUGAGCAUCAUCAAAGAAGACACAGACUUUUACCAGUUUAUGGUCAACUCCAAUGAGAGCCUCUGUGCAGUCCAGAUCAAGGCCUUGGCUAAGAUCCAUGCCUUUGUCGUAGACCCGACCCUUUCAGAGCCACGGCAAGCGGACAUUAGGAAAGAGUGUCUGAAACUUUGGGGGGUCCCUGAUAAGGCCAGAGUCACACCUGCUUCUUCAGACCCAAAGUCCAAAUUUUAUGAACUGGUUAAGAAUUCAGACGUGGAGUCGUUCCAGUGUAAACUCACACCUCUCAACUCCACCACUCUCGAGAAGUUGCGUCACAUCCUGGACCACAGGUGCAUUGUGGGAGGUGGGGAGCAGAUCUUUCUCCUAGCGCUCGGGAAGUCUCAGAUAUACACAUGGGAUGGGAAGAUGCCUGUGCGCUGGAGGAAACUGGAGAAUUUCAAGCUGGAGCUGCCAAGAGAUACACUUCUAAGCGUGGAGAUCGUCCAAGAGCUGAAGGGAGAGGGCAAAGCUCAGCGUAGAAUCAACGCAGUUCACGUAAUGGAUGUUUUAGUACUGAAUGGCACGGAUGUAAGAGACAAGCACUUCAACCAAAGGAUUCAGAUGGCUGAGAAGUUUGUGAAGGCAGUGGCCAAACCUAGCAGACCAGACAUGAACCCAAUCAGGGUGAAGGAAGUUUACAGGCUGGAGGAAAUGGAGAAAAUCUUUGUCAGACUAGAGAUGAAGGUGACAAAGAGUUCAGGAGGAGUCCCUCGUCUGUCUUACACCGGCAGAGAUGACCGACACUUCCUUCCUACUGGCCUUUACAUCAUUAAGACUGUCAACGAGCCGUGGACGAUGGCGUACAGUAAAAACUCCAAGAUGAAGUUCUUCUAUAAUAAGACAACCAAGGAGUCCACCUAUGAAAUGCCGCCCAACUCUGCUGCCCCCUUCCAUGUUUGCCACUCUGAGCGGCUCUUCUGGGCCUGGGUGGACGGGGUGAUAGUCCAUGAUUCUCAGACACGGGUGGAUCCUGAGAAACUGUCCAAAAAUGAUGUUCUGAGCUUCGUCCACCAGAAUUACCAGCCCUGAAAUACUCACAGAGGCCCAGAGCUUCACCAGAUACAACCAAGACGCAGAAUGCACUAACUUAUGAAGAGUACAGAGCCUUAGAAAUGGUUCAUACAAAGCCAUAAUUGAUAUUUAUUUUGACAGUAAAAGAGGGAUUUAUAAAAGACUGUACAGCCAAAUAAAUGCACCUACUAAUACACAGAUCAACACUAUCAUUUAUAGUUAAUAAACUAUAAAAAGUGUUUCAUGAAUCCCUGUUUAUUGUCCAGUUAAAUAUCAAUUAAUAAAACUGCUUUGUGACCAUUGCCAAGGCCCUUCUUUUCCUCUUUAUGUCGUUGCUUUGAGAAAUUUAAAAUGAUUACAAGGUUGUAGCCUGAGUUCUGGAGCUGGAGUGAUAAAUUGUUUGCUGCUAAAUUUAGCAGUGACAUUUGGACUCUUUUGUGUAAGCAACGGACGUUUGACAAACCACUCUGUCUUUCUGCCUUUUCCACUGCCCUUGGCUCUUUGAAUUGUAAUGAAUAAGACUCGCCUCAUAGGACAAUACAGAGACAAAAAGCUGCUGUUGUCUCUGCAUUGCAUUGCAUGUCCCCGUAGAUGAGAUUUUUACAUUUCCUCGUCAACACAAAGCUUGUGCGUGCGUGUGUGUGUGUGUGCGCGUACAUCACAAGAGAGAUGCAUCCGCAAUUUGGAUAAUGAUAGCUAGACAAACGUUAAACUAUGCAUCCAUGUCUGUAAACACAGUCUCGCUUGCCUCCCUCUACACCUGCUCGAAACACAAACAACUGCUCCUCUCUUCAUCUCCAUAGAGACCAGGCUUUGUCCAGGUUUAGUCCAGGCUCUCACACCAACAGGCUCGGUGUGAUCACACCUGCAAAAACUGUAGCCGAAGGCUAAAUACAACGAGCAUGUUAAUCAUGCUGAACUUUAUCCUCCACCAUCAUGUCAACUUUCAUCAGUUACAGAUGUAGCAGCUUUUCCCCGUUCUUACCUGCUCCUUCACACCGUUUGUGUGUGUGUGUGUUUAAAAAUUCAGAUGGUGUCCUGUUAUGUUUUAGGUUUGUUUCUACUCCGACACCUCUCUUUGUGAUUGUGCCUCAUAUCGCUUGUGUCUUUCUUAAAAAGUUGCAAAUGAGUUUGUUUGUUUGUUUUUUUCUUGUAAAGUUUAGCUAUCAAUCCAUGUGAUGUAAAUAAUAAUAAUGUAGUAAAUAAAUGGGAGAUGCUCUUCUGACUUGAA
Molecule: messenger RNA, 3907 nt
Organism: Larimichthys crocea (large yellow croaker)
Lineage: Eukaryota; Metazoa; Chordata; Actinopteri; Sciaenidae
Gene: cmtr1
Product: cap methyltransferase 1
Exons: 24
Coding region: 214-2694 (826 amino acids)
Biological process (GO): 7-methylguanosine mRNA capping; methylation
Cellular component (GO): cytoplasm; nucleus
Molecular function (GO): methyltransferase cap1 activity; nucleic acid binding; protein binding
Source: RefSeq, a predicted model, not a curated record